UCCCACUGCUGCUUCUACUAGUUUGCCUGAUCUGGGCUGAACCGAAAGCAACCCACCUCUGGUAGGUAUACUGUACCAUCAAUUGAUAUUGAGGCAUAUAACCACUAGAUGGCAGCAAAGAGAUAUGAGACAUCCCACCCUCUGGGCUGAUUGGUGGUCAUUUGUAUAUUUACAGCCUAUGGUAAAUCCAUAAACCACCAGCCUCCUCCAGUUCAUCUCUGAGAUUAAGGGAGCUGCUCUUGCUCUACAUGUGAAAUGCUUUGCACCUGAGAUUUUUUGCCCAUCAACAUCUGUGAAGCAAUAGAUUAUCUUUCCCCAUGGUCCCUCAUUUUCAAUUAGACAUCUAAACAUGCUUGCAAUUGAUAUGAAAUAUUUUACUAUCUGCAUGGGUAUCAGAUACAAAAAUGUUGCCUAUCUUGUAAAAGGAACAGCCGUCAUGAUUCAUAAAGGUUUCUUUUCAUAAUGCAUUUAAUUUAUAUAAUAAAUUUUGGACAAGAGCACUUAGCUACCUCUCUUGUAAAAGCUAGCCUUUCCCAUCCUGCUCUCUACCCCAAAUCUGUAAUCUAAUUGUUGUGAUACUUAAUGAGGAGGAGUACAUGACACUGCAUGUUGAUUUGAUGCUUUGAUGCACCAGAUCCAUAGCUGAACAAUCCCUUUCCUGCUAGAUACCAAAGCAAAAUUUGAUCUUGGCCUGGCCCAGACUUAAAGCUGCAGAAUUUGCCGAGUUUGGGCUUUUUGGAAAACCCCAAGCUUCCAGGCUUUCUCCUAAGUGCCCUGGAUUUGAAGGAACUCUUGUGUUUUGGAACAAAGCAUCGCACCGCUGGUUCUACCUAUUCCCACUUGGGAGUAAGUAGGGAAGAAGAUGGCAGCAUGAAAAGAAUCUCCCAGGAGAUGUGGAAUAAACUGCCAGGAUCAGCCACAUUAGUGCUGACACGCGCCAGACAAAGGAGCCCAGAUUCUAUAAAUGAGACGGCAGGCUGGGAUUGGCAUUUGGCUGGAUUGUCAGGAAAGAGGCUUUGGCGAUUUGAAGCUGAGAGACCCGAGAGCUGCGAAGAGGAGACGCUUGCCGACUUCAGCUGCUGUGAAUAUUUCUCUACAGCCAGAUUCUCCUGUUUGUUUGGGAAAGUUCUUCCAAUCUUGAGGAUGACCAGAAAAAUCUUCACCAACAGCAGGGAGAGGUGGAGGCAACAAAAUGUCAACAGUGCCUUUGCCAAGCUGAGAAAGCUGAUUCCCACCCAUCCGCCUGACAAAAAGUUGAGCAAGAAUGAGACUCUUCGCUUAGCCAUGAGGUACAUCAACUUCCUCGUCAAGGUCCUUGGGGAGCAAGGACUGCCGCAAACUGGUGUGAAUCCACGAGAAAGGAUACUGGGCCUGUUCCAGCAGAAUCCACAUUUGGAACACAUGGAAGAACUGACUCUCCUUGAAGACUCUGAGGUCCCUUCUCCCAACACAAGCAGCAACAUCCCAGAAUGCUGGUCAGAAACAUCAUCUCCAUAAUCAGUCAGUCAGUUAGUAAUCAUCCUGACUGCAAUUUGAUAGUUCCCCUUGAUAUCGGUUGUGGUAGUUGUUUGUUUCUAUACAGUGUUAAUCUAUUUAUUUAUUUAUUUAUUUAUUUAUUUAUUUGGUCCAUCUUGGUCUUUUAAAACUCAAAUGUACUUUAUGUAAGAGUUUCUGAGGAAGAACAUGGCUUUUAAUAAUUAAAAAGAAUUCCAGUGGUCUAAUCGGCUGUAAAGGGUUUUGAUUUUGAGUGCAAGGGACUUUGACUGGGCCUACUGAAAGUCGCCAAUUGUGACAAAGAAGUGAAAAUUGUCAGGGUCAGUAGCUUGUGGCUGAGUGACACUGUAUGUUUUAAAACAACUGGCUAGGAGCUCUGGGAAUUUCAGUUCCUGAUGAUUUGGCUGCUGGAUUGACAAAGGUUAAUUGAAGAUCUAAGUCAAACAAAUUCUGCAGUUGUGCAUCUUCUUCUGUGGUAAAACAAAUCCUUUCCCACUUCCUGUAAUAUACCCCAGUGAACAACUGAUUAUUUCUUUCCCACUUCCUUUCUUAAGGGAAGAAACCACAUAAAUUGAGCAGCAACAUCUACAACUACAACUACAACUGUGAGCAUCUCAUUGUAUCCAUUUCAAGAGAUGUGAUAACACUGCCUGCUAUAAAUUGGAUAUUUUACAACACUAUAAAUUGGGUAUUGUAAAAGAAAAUAUCUGGAGCUCCAAAGCCAAGGCUAUUCAUUUAAAAAAAACUUUUUUUCAUUUAAGAUACUUUAAUGUCAAAGUUAGUUGAACACUGCUAAGGUCUUCUCCUCCUUUGCCUGCAAUGCCCAGUUCAGUGCAAUCUUUAUGCUAGGAUGUGUGCAUUUCAUUUACUAUUUUUCCUCUGGUAUAUGUCAACACUGGAGGGAGAUAAAAAUUUAACCAAAACAAAAUGCAUAGAGAAUACAUCUGGGCAGAUAGGAGUGGAUGUCCACUAUGCUUGCUCAGAUUUAAUCAACAGAUGCCUAUCUUUUAAAAAAAUGGAUUUUAGCAUUAUUUCAAUGUGAAGAAAAACAUCCUUAAAUUUGGCUGGGAUUACACUUUCCAGAACAUUUGCAAAUAAAAAAUAACUAAAUAAUUUCAAAAGUAGAGCUUAAUAGAAAAACAAUUGUUUCAUUUGCUGUCAGUGACAUUUUGUAAAUCAGAGGUACUAUUUAAUUGCCUUUAAAAUAAAUAUAGGAUCACACGAAUCAUUUAUGGAUUUCUUUCUAUGAGGGAUUCUACUGCACCUAACCUUCUGCAUAAACUGCCCCAAACUGGGUGCCAUUCAUUCACUUAAUUAUCAACAUUGGAUACAGCCACUCCGAAGUUUCUAAUUUUUUUAAAGAUUUCAUAGUUAAGAAUCAAGUUUUUUUCAGUUAAAAACCACUAUUUGAACUCUAAAAUUAGCUACUAAUGUUAUUAUUUUUAGUUAAAUGACAAAGCAAAACCUUUAAAUGGGAAGGGAGGAUGAAACUCUGUGGCAUGCGUGUUUCUAGUUAGGUGGGUUUUUAUUUUACCAUUUUCCAUUUCUUUCACUGCAGCUCUGAUAUCAUUGCCCCUGUCAAGGGCCCCCUAUAUACACGUCAUGAAAACUAGAGGUGAGAGGCAGAGGUGAAGCUAAGACUACUAUAGGGCAGCAGGUCGGGCAAAUUACUUAUAAAAGAUUUUUCCCCCUUCAAAGUGAUCUAAAGCCAAAUGAUAAUAAAUAUUUUGCUCCUUGGCAUAUUUUUUCAUCUUUCAUGCCAAGAUUUUAUUUGUUCAUUUGCUUGUUUGCUUUAUGAAAGAUAAAAAUGCAUUUUUCUCAAUAAAGGCAUGCAGAUUACCGUAAAUUGUACAUUGCAUUAAUGGGUAGUAUGUCAAUAAAUGAAUUAAUGAAUUAAACUUCAGCUAACUAAAAAAAAAUCACUCCUAAUACAUUUUAGAACAUUAUGUACUCACUUAUAACCUUCUUCAAUCCCCUUGUAAUUGUUUUAUUUAAAAAAUAUGCUUUAGGGGAUGGGAAAAAAGUGGUAUGAUAAGCUUAAGCCUAAAACUAAAUUAAUAGUAAUAACAUCUUUUUUAUACUAAUUAAGAUUGUUCUACCUCACCAGUAUUAUUGUUACUGCAUUCCAGCUGAGCCAAAUGAGUUUAAUUUAGUUUAUUAAAAUACUGUACAGUCAUAGACAAAAUAUACAUAAACACCUUACAAAUAUAUUACUCUGCAUCCACUUAAUAAAGGAAAAAGAACUAUUCACACCUGACGAUAUACAUUUAGAAAAACAAUCAAAUCCAAAAACUUGUGGAGACUUCUCCAUCCUGAUUGCCAGUAGGCAUGCAAAAAUGUCAUGUGAAAGCAAUCUAAUAGUUUCUAAUUAGACUGGAGAACUCUGCUCUCCAAAAGUGAUAGAACAUUUCAGAAGUUGGGAUUAGACCGACAUGUGACAAAUUAGUUUUACACUGCUGAUCAUGUGCAGUUGCUCUAGCAGUCCUGCCCAGCAUGAGGAGGACCCAGAGGUUCUGAGCUUUAAUGUAUGUGCUUGGCUGAGCAGGUAAUGGGAUGAAGCUACCCCCUGUAAGAUUAUGGCUGAAUGCCAAAUGAGACAUAGAGUCCUUGAUGUUGGGUGCUCACCAAGUUGAGGAGGUUCUUGUAAGGCUACUGUAGAGGAAAUAAACAGUUCACACUGAUUAUACUAUCUUCUCUUUUCUAACUUCAAGGAAUGAUUUUACACCAUUUCAAGAUGGGGCAAAAAUUAUAGGAGUAAUAGCAAGAUAUAAUAGAGGAAAGAAAGAGUAAUAUCAAAACGUAAUGGAAGGGGUCUUUUUGCAACUCCUAUGGCGCUCAAUAUCUAGUGUUCUUUACACGGAGAACCCAGUAGACCUUUAACACGGAUGUGGGAUGAACAGUCAUUGUGUAUUUUCUAACUCGUGGCUAUGACUUAGCAUUGUGGGCAAAGGAAAUAAUAAUGUCUUCUUUCAGCACAUUUUGGUUAAGAAAAAAGAUGGCUUAGUGCAAUAUUUGAAUCCUGAAAUUUCCUUUCUUAAAUUAUUGUUAACAUUGGAAGAGAAAAGGUUUAAAUCAGUGGAGUGGGAUGUGGGAAAGAGUGGGAAUGGCUUAAGGAACUCCCCUUUUGAAGUUUUAUGGCAUUCUGGUUGCCUCAAAAAGGACCACAUUUAUCAGGGCUCUAGUGUCAAAUUCUUUUCCCAAGUUUAAAGCCUUCAUCUACAAUAUUAUCAAAAUUGUUGAGAAUCUUAAAAUACUGUCCCAGGGGCCAUAUUAAGACAGCAGAAAUCCUAGUGCAGAAAGUUUUAUUCCAGAGUAAAUCUUGCUGAAUUAAGACCCUAACAAUUUUGCAUUUGAAGUAAAGAUGUAAUCCUGAGAACUGAAUAGCGACUAUAGAAAUUAUUAUGACUGUAUUUAAAAAAAGAACAAAAAAGGGAAAUCUUAGAAACGUCUUUAGGUCUGAAAAGGAAGACAGAAGGAAGGACAGCAUGGUGGAGUGGGAAUAGAACGGAACCAUUGGCAACCUAUUGAGCCCAUCUCUUUCUUCCUUCAAGAUGCACUGGUCGUUUUAUCCCAAUUUUUCUCUCAGAAGCUGAUUCUAUUCAUUUUGGAAGUCAAAUUUUCUUUUGUCAAUACAGUUAUGUUCUGUUCAAUUUUCACAGAGUUACUCUGCUGAUGGAUAGAAUCUCAAGCUCAUAUAUAUUUUUCAGCAUUUUCUUGUGUUAGAAAUUAUUAAAAAGUUUAAUAUUUUUAUUAUUAUUAUUGUCUAAAUACACAGUAGUCACAUCUUUUGUGACUAUAGUUAAACAUGUAGAUUUGAUGUGUGAAAACCUAACAGUGAUUCAUGAGAUUCUGGUAUUUUAGCAACAAUGCAAAAUGCAAAGAAUUUAUGAAGAAAUUCUAAAACUGCUGUUAGAUCUAUACAUGAUACAACUUACUGGUUAAAUAAUUCCAAUUAUGUCUCAAAAUAUCUAUGUUUGUAUUGGCAUUGUCCAUUUUAACUUUUAUUUCUGACGAUUAAAAUUUUCCAAAUACACCAAACAAAUGAAAAAAAAAAUCGCUUGGCAAAUCAAUGUUCUGGUGCAAAAACAAAAAGUAAAUAUUUCAUGUUAUAGUGAGAAAAGUAAAUGUAGUAUUUCUUAAGUAUCCUGUCUUAUUACUGUGUAUCUUCUUGCUAUUAAUAUACAAUGUGUGUUUUUAACUAAAUGUCUCUACCAAAGAUUUAUUUUGUUGGCACUUUUUAUGUUUUGUAAGCCCCCUUUGUUUGGCCAAGAAUCUUUUAUAUAUUUUCUUGUACAU
Molecule: messenger RNA, 5790 nt
Organism: Thamnophis elegans (Western terrestrial garter snake)
Lineage: Eukaryota; Metazoa; Chordata; Lepidosauria; Squamata; Natricidae
Gene: TAL2
Product: TAL bHLH transcription factor 2
Exons: 2
Coding region: 871-1497 (208 amino acids)
Biological process (GO): regulation of transcription by RNA polymerase II
Molecular function (GO): DNA-binding transcription factor activity, RNA polymerase II-specific; protein dimerization activity; RNA polymerase II cis-regulatory region sequence-specific DNA binding
Source: RefSeq, a predicted model, not a curated record